AUGAUUAUUAUUGACGGAUCAUACAAUGAAGGAGGAGGAUAAAUGUUCAGAAGUGCCUUAGCUCUUUCGGUACUCUUUCAAAAACAAUUUAAAAUCACAAAUAUUAGAUCCAACAGGCCAAAUCCUGGAAUAAAUAACUAGCUUCUCAAUUAGAUCUCAUUAAUCACAAAAAUUAUCAAAUCUGAAGUUGAAGGCCUUAAAUUGGGUUCGGAAGAAUUUUCAUUCAGACCUCUUCACAAGUUUCUACCUGAAGACUUAGUUUGCCCAGCUCAAACAGCAUAAAGUAUAACCUUAAUCUUGUAAUCUUUGUUACCUAUUUCUAUUAAUGCUCAAAAACAAGUCUCCAUUACCAUACACGGAGGAACUUAUUUAAAUCAUUGUCCUACCAUCUAAGCUUGGAGCACAAUCUUCCUCCCAAUAAUAAACUAAAUGGGUCUCAAAUGUGAUGUUAAGGUUUUAAAGGAGGGCUACUAUCCUUAAGGAGGAGGCUAGAUUCAAGCUGUGCUUCAGCCUGUAUAAAAUACACUCAAUUAAUUAAUUAAGAAAGAAUAUACUAAAAUUAAUAAAUUGAAUUGCACUUACUUAUUAGGAUCUCCAAGUGACACUCAAAUAUUUGAUCAUUAGAUAGUGGAUGAAUUGAAAUAAUAUGCUGAGAAUGACUAAUUAAUCAUAAACAGUGAAAUAAAAAUCGUUAAUUCAAAAAAGUUCAAGAAAUGCUAUGGGAUUUCUCUGGUUAGUCAUUCGAAUUUGAAUUCUUAUGACUAUACUAUAAUAAAUGACAGCGAUAAAACAAUUGAAGAAACUCUAGCUAAUGUAAUAGGAAAUGCUAAAUCAUAACUGGAAUAAUAAAAUUGCUUUGAUGAUCAUCAUUAGGAUUAACUUCCUUUAUUGAUGGCUUUGGCAAAAGGUAAAUCGGAAAUUUUGGUUAGUAAGCCCACUUCCCAUACUGAAUCUUUAAAGUAUGUGAUUUAGAAAUUCCUUCCAGAGUGCUAGAUAGAAUUUGAGAAGUCAAAUAUAAAGGACAAUUUUAUAAUAUCAGUCUAAGGAGUAGGUUAUGUGUUUGAAUGA
Molecule: messenger RNA, 1068 nt
Organism: Paramecium tetraurelia
Lineage: Eukaryota; Ciliophora; Oligohymenophorea; Peniculida; Parameciidae
Exons: 1
Biological process (GO): RNA processing
Cellular component (GO): nucleus
Molecular function (GO): RNA-3'-phosphate cyclase activity
Source: RefSeq, a predicted model, not a curated record